GUCACACUGUUGGUGUCAAACAGAAAACAUUGGACACGCAAUUUGCAAAAUAUUUUUUUUCUGGAUUUUUCGGCGUAAAAAGGUGUUUUGAAAAGACUAAAAACACUCGUUUGGCUUCAGCUACGGUGAGAGUUUUGUUUGUUAAUUGAAUUAUUGCUGGAGUGGUGCUGAAGAAGCGUGUAGAAAGUGAUUUUUUUUGUUAAUAGUCUCUCCAUAAGUUUCUUUUCGUGGAAUCCAUUUUGUUUUCUUGACCGUGUGCGCGUCCUUCCUCAAUGAGAAAACGCCCCAUUGUUAGAAAAAAUUCCCCUUUUUGGGCCCUCAAUGCGUAAUCCCCAGCAAGGGUGCUUCACUGUGGAAGAGUUUUCGGUAAUGUGAAUGAUCUUGUGAGGGUGGAUUCUGUGCUUGUAAAUUCAGGGAAAUUACUUGAGUAUGCCGGUCCCGGCAAUGGCGUGGCUGCCGGAACAAAGAGCCCCAAAGUGACGGAAGAGAUUUCUUUUUUUUUUUCAUUUUAUUUUUUGUUUGUUAAGUAAUGUUUAUUUUUUUGCAAAGGGACGUGCUUUUUGUAUAAGAGUAAUUUCCCAAAUAUUUCACACAGAAAAGUUUUCCAAAGAAGAUUGUUCAAAGAACUCGGUGCUGAUGUGUUGGUUCGAUGAAUGUGUGUGUGUGUGUUAGUUUCACCAAAAUUUCCACCUCUGUGUGGACAAAAAAAAUCUGUGGGAAAAACUUUUCUUUAGCAAAAAAGAAAGUAAAAUAGUUUAGUUUUUCUUAUCCAGCAAAAAUGGGUGAAAAUUUUGUGGGAAGUUGAAGAAAAUCUGUGCAUGAUAGUAUAGUGAGAAUUAAGUUUUAUUAGUUUUGUGUGCCUUUCCCAAAGAGGAUUCACGGAGCUGCUCUAUCUCUGAUAAAAGGUGUUUUUGUAAGAAAUUUCAGCUAAAAAAUUUAACAUUAUUCAUCAUUGAUCAACCACAUAAAAUCAACAAUCUAAGAAGAAGAAGAAGGCAGAAGAUUGUCUUAUCAAUCCCAAAUUCAUUGCAAAGCUCAGCUUUAGAAGAAACAAACAAACAAAAAGAUAAACAAAGAGAAAGGAAAUAGGAAAAAAAAGGAAGAGACUGGAUAAUUGGGCAAAAGGCUUACUCUCAUGAGUGGCGUAAGACCCAACGAUCGAAUUACUGUGAAGAUCCAUAAUAUGAAACGUAGUGCAUCUCGUGAUUCGCCACCACGAUCAAAGAGACGCACAAGUAUGGGACGCUACGAUGAUAGUUCGGACGAGAGAAUGACGCCGGAGCGCGUGAGACGUCGCAUGGCACGCUCACCGAGUCCACGUCCUCGGUACAUGUCGCCCCAUCGCGAUGAAUAUAUUCGGGCAAGGGAAAUGCCACCAGAGCGGUAUUCCUACAAGGUACUCUGUGUGAGUGCACUGCAUCCAAAGGCUUCGGAUGAAUUCAUCAAGGAGACCCUGUACAGGGAGUACAAGAAGUUUGGUGACUUUUCCAUUCGUAUCUCGCACGAUUUGGAAGAGAGAGUUGCCUACGUUUGCUUCCGGACGUCUGAGGAUGCGCGUGAGGCGAAGCACGCUAAGCCACGGAUUAUUCUCUACGACAAGGUGGCUAUUGUGGAGCCAGUCUACGAAUCGGCAAGGCAUGAGUAUCGUGUUAGACCACGAAGCAUUACUCCUGAGUACGAUCGUCACUACUAUUCGCGUUCCCCAGGGCCAGAGAGGCGUCGCCCCAUUGAUCCCUACGACAGUAGGUACGGCCCUCCGCCUGUGGUGAUGCAUCAUCCACGAGAUUUUGCUCCAAUGGGACAUGAGUACAUGCCAAGGGGUCCACCGAUGCAUCAUGUACCCAUUCAUCCUGGUGGUCCACCACACCAUCCACGUCACUAUGCACCACGACACAUGGUGCCCAGACCCCAUGUUCCCUUUGAGAAGCCUGAGAAUAAAAAGGAUAAAUUCCCCAACUACUUACACCACAUCCAACCAGAGGAUGAUCCUCUCUCCACCAGGACUCUCUUUGCUGGGAAUCUCGAGAUAAAUAUCAGCGAAGAGGAGCUGAGACGCAUUUUUGGGAAGUAUGGCAUUGUGGAGGAUAUUGACAUAAAGCGCCCACCACCGGGAACGGGGAAUGCCUUUGCUUUUGUGCGCUUCCAAAAUCUCGAUAUGGCCCAUUUGGCGAAGGUUGAGCUGUCGGGGCAGUACAUUGGGAAGUUCCAAUGCAAAAUUGGCUAUGGCAAAGCAACACCGACAACACGCAUUUGGGUGGGUGGUCUCGGGACGUGGACAUCAGUGACGCAGUUGGAACGGGAAUUCGAUAGGUUUGGUGCCAUCAAGAAGAUUGAGUACCAAAAGGGGGAUACAAGUGCGUACAUUUUGUAUGAAUCAAUUGAGGCAGCUCAGGCGGCAGUGAAGGAGAUGCGGGGAUUCCCACUAGGUGGACCUGAGAGGCGUCUUCGUCUUGAUUUUGCCGAUGUGGCGGGAUCUAUGCCAUUCCGACCGAAACCCCCGGCGCCGGGGUACGAAGGUUCCGAGGGGAUGGACUUUAGGCGUGUCCCCACGGAAUAUCCGGAUAUGGGUUAUGAAGAAGGAAGCGGUGGUGGUGGGUUUGGCUAUGGCGGUCGUGGGGGGUAUCGCGGACGAGGUGGUGGCAUGUACAGAGGACGUGGAGGCUAUCGUGGUGGGUAUCACAAUGAUGGCCAUAGGCCAGAGGGUGGUGAAGAGUGGCGCCGAGCUCCGGCUGAUCUUGAGUACGAUUCCCAUCGUGGUAGGCGUUCCAUCUCGCGUGAGCCAGGUGUUGAUCGUUCACGUUCACGCUCACCACGUCGUAGGAGCCCGGAUACCGAUUCGGAUUCCUCAUCACGUCGUGCUGGGAUGUUGUGUUCGGCACGUACACUCCCGGAAGUUGCACGGAAAUGCACAACACUGUGGCAGGGAGCACUCAUUCUCAAGUCUUCCCUCUUUCCGGCCAAAUUUCAUCUCACCGACGGCGAUACGGACAUUGUGGAGGGGCUCAUGAAGGAUGAAGAUGGAAAGCAUCAUUUGCGCAUUACGCAGCGCUUGAGACUUGAUCAGCCGAAAUUGGAGGAUGUUCAGAAGAGAAUCUCAACGUCAUCCUCGCAUGCAAUCUUCCUCGGUAUGCCCGGGUCGACGUCAUCAGUGACAAAUGACGAUGCGGGUGUACAGACACGCCCAUUGCGCAAUUUGGUGUCGUAUUUGAAGCAAAAGGAGGCAGCUGGUGUGAUUUCUCUGUUGAAUAAGGAAACGGAGGCAACGGGUGUACUGUAUGCCUUCCCUCCGUGUGACUUUUCAUCUGAGCUAAUCAAGCGCACUUGCCACAAUGUCACGGAAGAGGGAUUGAAGGAAGAUCAUCUUGUGAUUGUGGUGGUUCGUGGUGGGACUGCAUAAAAACACGCACACACAACAACUGCUUCGUCUAAUAAAUAAAAGAUUCCUUUUCAGCACACAUUUUAUUAGUGGUGGUGUUUGCCGAGAAAUGCAGUGAAGUGGAGAAAUUGUAAUAAUUUCGUGAAUUCCUCAAUGUUUUUAAUCAAAGAAAACAACUCUUUUUAUCUGCUACUAAAAAAGUGUUGCUAAUACAUUCGUGUGUAAGUUUUAUUAUUGAAAAAAAAGAGUAUAAUGGCUAUAGAAACAUGUUUCUAAUUUCUCAAAAAAAAAGAAUAAGAAACAAAUUGUGUAGAAGUAUUCCUAUCAAAAAAAUAAUAUGAGAUAAAUUACAAAAAAAAUAUGCAGUUUUGCAGAGUUUUUUUUUAAUUAGUUCAAGUUUCAGUUUAAUUUUUUAUUCAGUUUUAAUGAUUUUUUUUUUAAUUUGUAAAAGAAGUUCUCAAUAAUAGUGCAAAGAAACCCGAGUGAUGUUCAACAAAAUAGUAAAAGAAUUAUUGGAAAAAAAAUUCUUUUGAAAAUGUGAAAGAAUGAAGUUGUUUAUGAGUUUUGUGAUGAAAAAAUUAGAAGGAAUUUGGUUUUUUUGGUUUAAAAAAAAUGGUUUGAAAAAGACACUGAAAGAAAAGUUUUUCACCCGCAAAAACAAAAAGGAAAAAUAGUUAAAACUGUGCAUUGGUGAGUUUCAGUUGAAAGUUUAUCAUGAUAAUGAAAAGAAAAAAUUGCGAAAAAUAACAAAAUUAUGGUAAAGAUUAUGAAGUAAAAUUAGUUCUUAAUAGUGAAGUAAUAAUCUUAUUUGAUGAGUUUUCUUUUCUCUAAAGAAAAGCUCAUAGUUGUAUUGAGUAAGAAGUGGAAGGAGAUUAGUUUUAAAAAGUUCUCUCCCAGACAGCAUAAUAUCCUUCAAAAUUUAUUGCAUAAUAAACAUUUAACAUAAUCUUAUUCAUUAUAAAUUGCAUUAUGCAGAAAUUUUUAGGAAUUUAAAACAGUUUAUAAUAAUAAUUAAAUAAUCAAGUAAUAUGUGACGAAAAAAAAGAUUAAUUUGUAUCCGAGGACAAUUGAAGAAAAAAAAGGAAGAACAAAAAAAUAAGGAAAAGAAAAAGUUUAUGCGCAGGAAAAAGUAUCAAAAUGAAAAUGAAAGAGUGGAAGUUUAGAGUUCUUUUUUUUGUGUUUCGAUGAAAGUUAAUUAUCACCUCUCCAAGUUAUCUUUUUUAUCUCACGUGCAGUGUUCGUAAAUUACAGCAAAAAAAAAAGUUUUUACUGUGCACAAGAAAAAAGUUCUUUGAAUGUUCCGAUGAAGAUGGUUUUUUGAUGAUGAUGAAAAAUGAAUAUUAGUGAUGCGAAAGUUGAUAAAAUAUGACAAUGUUGCAUGACGAUAUGGAAGAAUGAUGUAGAUUUUGCUGAAAAUGUCUCAAAAUGUGAAAAAUAUUUUGCAAAAUACUACAAAAUUUUGAAAUAUCGUCUCACAUAUUUACGAACACUACAAUGGAGUUUUUUCUUUAUGUUGUUUUUUAGUUUAGUGUGAGGUGUAAAGCGCAGAAUGAUGCUAAAUUUUUUUUCCGAAAGAAAAUAAGUUUAUUUUUUAGUGCUUUGCUGUGUAAUUUGCAUUACGCAAUUUCCCUGUGUUUCUGUGUGUGUAAAAUUAAAUAUUCUUUUUGGGAUUCUUUGACCAAGGAUACAAAAUAAA
Lutzomyia longipalpis is the source of this 5072-nucleotide messenger RNA. RefSeq names its product RNA-binding protein spenito (gene nito). The coding region runs from base 1136 to 3397 and encodes 753 amino acids. Gene Ontology annotation, molecular function: mRNA binding. NCBI's taxonomy places the organism in Eukaryota, Metazoa, Arthropoda, Insecta, Diptera, Psychodidae. The record is from RefSeq and is a predicted model, not a curated record. Gene Ontology annotation, cellular component: nucleus. Gene Ontology annotation, biological process: regulation of alternative mRNA splicing, via spliceosome. The transcript has 4 exons.